AUGAAGAAGAAUCACAGGAUUAAGGAAAAGACACCUAUGGGUUUCUAUGAUGUCCCACGAAAAAAUUUCCUGGACUUUUUACGUGAUAUGAAAAGAAUUUCUGUCCCUAAUGAACCCAGAUACAAACCUCUCAAAAAGAUUCACCGGGCUGCAAGCAAGGGUGAUGCCGAGAGACUGAAGAGAAUGAUAAAUCUUGGGAAACACAGCGUGCAUGACAGAGACUUUAAGCAAAGGACUGCUUUGCAUUUUGCCUGUGCCUAUGGCCAGGUAGAAAUGAUAAGGAUUUUAUUGAGAAAUAAUUGUGACACUGAUGCUGUUGACAGGAACUCCAUCACAGCUCUGAUGAAGGCUAUAGAAGACUGGAAAUAUAGUUGGGCAUAUAUUUUGUUGAAAUUUGGAGCUGAUCCAAACAUUGUGGACCAAAAUGGCAAUAAUUCUCUCCAUUACGCGGAGUAUAAAGACAACAGAAUACUGGCUAAUUGCUUGCUUAAAUACAGUGCAGACAUGGAACAAAAGAACAAGGAUGGCUUUACACCAUUUUUACUGGCUCUCAAGGAAAACAAAAUAGAGAUGGCAAAGUUUUUAGUAAAGAAGGGAGCAAAUAUACAUGUAAUUGAUGAGAUGAAAAGAAACACAUUAUUAUACGCCAUAAGAUGCGAUUCAAAAGAUAUGGUCAAACUACUUCUGGAUGAAGGGAUUGACUUUUUCUUUAAAGAUGUAUUUGGAUGGACUGCAUUACGGUAUGCUAUUGAAGGCCAAGUAAAGGGUGAUCGACAGAUUCUUAUGGACUAUGAGGAAAAAUUACAUAGGAAAUAUAAGGCUGUCAGUCAAGGAUACAAGAAAUCUGAUGACAAAAUAUUAUCCAAGAACCACAAUUAUCUUACUUCUGUAUCCACCUUGCGUAAAUCAAAUGAGGAUGAAAGCAAUUUUGAUGACAAGAAAACUGCUUUAGCUCUCAGCAGCCCGCCCCUGAGCUCUGAGGAAGCUCGCUUUCUUCUGAGCAACCCGAUCUUUCUUCUGGGCAAGGGACAUUUUAGGACGGUUCCACCUCUUCUUCACUUCGCUCUUGGGCUUCUUCUCAUAGAUCGGAUUCUCUUGGAUAGCAGCAUGAGCUUUCUUGUAUCGCAUGUAGUCUGCAACGUUCUGACCCAUGAUGUGCUUCUGAUGCACUUCUGCAUUGAACUCCUUGCUUUCAGAGUCAUAACCGGGGAAUUGUUUGGUACUAUGAGGGAAAGACAAGCCUCCAUCCACAGCUCCCUUCAGGGCCCCAAAAACUUUGUUGCCAGUUGUAGUUCGGGCAAGACGUGCAUCCAGAUAGCAAAUGAAGGCACCAGGCUGACCGUCAAUGCUUUCCACAUUGUACUCGUCUCCCGCCACCUGCACCUGGCCUUCGUAGAUCUUGUCCAUGCCAAACCUAUGGAGAAGCCUGCGGGCCAGCAGCAGGCCAGGGCAGUAGGCUGCAGCAUAAUUUGUCAGGCCAACUUUCACACCAUACUUUGGCAGUUCAUGUGUAUACGCUGCGCAGACUAUCAUGUCCCCUUCUAUACGGGCGUACGCAAUCUGGCAGAUGAUGUCUCUGUUGAACAAGCUGUCGAACUAGCAUCAGAAGAUGAACAAAAAAGGUAAGAUAGCAGCGAUAACAACUAGUGCUUUAACAACUUUAAGCAAGUUUGACUAAAGCAAAUUGACUCUUUAAUCACUACUAGAGAUAAAAGUGAAGAGAAUGCAGUAACUGCUAAAGAGAAAGAAGAGAAAUCUUCACCUAAUUAUAUGGAUUCACCACAAGAAUCGGAUGUAAAAUUAGCAUAGGAAAAACAAAAAUCCCAUGGUAAUGGUGAAAAAUCAUAGCAUGAUCCUCCCACAAAAAUGAAAGGCUCCAAGCCAACACAGGUGUCAGCAAGGCGGCAUGGACAAGGCUUCCCAGCAGAUGUCAACUUAAAACUGCCGACAGAGAGCCAGUAUUAUUUUGAUAGCAGUGAAAAUACCGAAUCAUCUAAUACCAUUACAUGUCAUCAGUGUGUUCCUCAUUUACCCAUUGGAAUAACUUCAACAUCCACAGAUCUCCUAAUUGAAGCGGAGAAAGCAAACUUAAAAUUGAAGAAGGAAACACUGAAAAAUCUUGAUGUCAAUGAAAAUAUUCAAUCAUCUGAUAGCGUUAUGCACCUACCACCCAGGCAUAUUCCUCAUUCAUCAACUGGAAUAAGUCAAAGAGUCAAAAAUAAUCUCAAUGGAGGAGGAGAAGCAGACAUGCAAAUGAAAUUGGAGGAAAAUCAGAGAACUAUUGAUGGCAAUGAAAGUAUUCAAAAAUCUGACAGUGUGAACCACCUUCAACCAAGGCAAACCCGUUAUUUACUGAUGGGCCUAAUUCCAAGACCUGCGGAUAUUCCAAGUAGACGAGGGAAAGACUAUCACAAGAAGUGUUAUUCACCUAAGGACCCCACUGAAAUAAAAGACUUUGAUCCAAAUACAAAUUUAGAAAUAAAGGAAAUACAAACAUUCAAAUCAGUGGUGUUAGAAGAUGAUCCAGACAUGUGCGAUGGCAGCAAAGAUAACCAACCACCGGUUGAAGAGAACAGGAAGAAACAUACAAACAAUGAAAUGGAAGAGGAGACUCAGUCCUCUGGCUGUGCAUUGGCUGCUGCUGCUCCUGAUGUUUCAACUGCUUCUGCUGUUGCCUCUAUCGUUGCUGCAGCUGUUGCUGCUGUGGCUGCUCCCUCUGCUACUGUGGCUGCUCCCGCUGCUGCCAUGGCUGCCGCCUCUGCUGCUGUAGCCGCAGUUGUCGCUGCUGCUGUUCCUGCAGCUACUGCUGCUGCUUCUGCCGCUGCUGCUGUAGAUGCUCUAUCUUCUGUAGCUCCUGGGGCUGUACCUGAGAGUUCUGCUGUACCUGUUGCUGCUGCGACCGCUGCGACUGCUGCAGCUGUUCCUGCUGCUGCUUCGGCUGCCCCAGACACUGGUUCUGCUGUGGUUGCUGCUGCUGCAGCCGCCGGUGCUGCUGCUGUUGCACUGGCUUCGGUGGGUAAAGAUUCUCUAACUGCUGCCUCUGCGGCUUCUGUUGCUGCUGUGGUUGCUGCUGCUGUCACUGCAGCAGUUGGUUCCGAUGCCCCGUCUGUUGCUCCUGCCGCUGCUGCUGUUACUGCCUUUGCUGCUGCUACUGGUCCAGCAGCAGCAGCUGCUCUUGUGGCUUCUCUUGCUGCUGCUGUCACUCCUUGUGUUCCUUCUACUACUUCGUCCUCAGCUGCAGCCCCUUCUACUGUUGCUGCUGCUACUGCUGCUGCUGCUGCUGUUGCUAAUCAUGCAGCUGCUUCGCCUGCUGUAGCUGCUGCAGCGGCAGUAGCUGCUGCUGUUGUUGCUGUUGUUCCUCCCAGGACUGCUGACACAGCUACUGCAGCUGUUGCACUUGCUGUGGCAGCUCCUUCUGAUGUUCCCACCGCUGCAAAAGUUGUGGCUGCUACUGUUACAAAACGAAGAAUGAGUCUAAGAAGAAAGUGUGUGGAAGCAGGGAAACAGCAAUCUCCUCUUGAGGAGGCAGAGGAGCAUGAUGGGAUUGAACAGAAAACAUCCAAGGGGAAAAAUAAGGUCCUAAAUCCAGUAAAAGACACAGAUGAUCUCAAUGACUUGACUCUAAUAAAUAAAUCACGCUCAACAAAAUGUGAGUUGUCAAACGAGAACACUGUUAGCCCCGCAGAAGGCACACCUGCCUUUGAUGCACAUAAAGAAUUAGCAGAGCUUAAAGAAAUCAAUACUCAAACACUCACAGAAAAAACUAAGUUGGAAAAUGAACUAUCUGAAAUCAAAGAAGAGAAUUCACAGUUAGAGAAAAACCUUGCAAGAAAGAAUAAAAGAAUCUGUACUCUGAGGUCUAUUCUAAAAACGCAAAUGGAGAAGAAAAGAAAUAUAAUUUGUGCUAAUAAUGAGAUUGUGGAGAAACUGAGAGAAAAAAAGAUGGUGGAAAGAAGAGAGGAGCAGAAAAACAGACAAGUUACAAAGAUGCAAGAACUGGAAAUAUGUCUUAAAACAAGAGAUGUGGAGUUGAAGCAGUUACCAAAAGAAAAAGAAAAUGCACAGAAGAUGGAAGAUCACCUACAAAUGUUGGAACGCGAAAAUACCUCAUUAAUAGCUACGGUAAAGAAACAAAAGGAGGAAAUGGAACAGUUGCAGAGACGUGUGCAAGACACUCACAAAGACCUGGCACAGAAGCCCAAUUUUACACAGACAGUGGCUCAAGAAAAUCAGGACUUGUGUAAGAAACACACUACAGUAAUAACUGAGAUGGAAAACACAAUCAGAAGUCUGCAGUCUGAAGUCUCCAGUGUUAAAACUUCUAAAGCAUUAAGCAGAAGAGAACUGGAAAAAUACAAGCGAUUCUAUCUAGAAGAACUAAGAAAUAAAAACUUCUUAUUGCAUGAACUAAACAGGACAAAUGAGAGUCAAGAAGAGUCCCAUACAGAACUUCACGUGAAAUUUGAGGAAAACAUUUCUGUAUCAAACACACUGAACACAAGGCUUGUUAAUGAGUGUCCUUGUGUGGAAAAAGCUCAGAAAUUGGAAAACAAAGAUUUCUUUCCAGGAGAAAACUUGGUGGUGCCAUCCUCAAACACAGGACCUACUGAUGCCUGUAUGGCACACUGCCCGUGGACGUCUGAAGAUGAUAUGAGAGAGCUACAUAAAGUACUCAAUGACUUAAAUCAAUUCACACAACUUAGUUUGGAGACUCAGAAGAAACAAAAUGGUGAAGUAACAAAAGAACUAGCUGGAUUGGGAGAAUCCUUUAAGAUGGCAGAUUGUGGACAUAAAACUGGAGAAUGUGGUUCUCUUGGAGACUUUAAAACCUACCAGCCUGGAGUGAGCACUCCAGCUACAACGCUGGGGUGCUCGGAACAAACAACAACUAAACCACAUUCAGAAUUCUUAAGGGAAAGCUGUACAAUUUCAUCAGUAAAUGAAAUGGAAACCAAAAUUAGAAGCCUUAAAUCUACACUGUCUAAACUGAAAGUUAGAAAAGCAUUACGUGCACUAGAACUGGAACGCUAUAAGUACCUCUAUUAUGAAGAAUUAAGCAUUAGAAAAUCAUUUCAAUAUUACUUAAACAAGAGUAACUCAGAGAAUAUCCCGACAAAACUCCACAUGGAAAUGGAGCACAGCAGUUCUGCAGCAAUUUCUCAAAGCAUAAAGCCUUACUCUGAGUGCUCUUCUCUGGGAUGUUUUGAUCGCAUCCCAGGACCUAGAAGAAAUUUGCUCCAGGGAGAAGGCUUGACAGCAUCUCCCUCACCAAAUAACCCGGAAAACUGCCUGGACAUGGUUGGCCAUCCUUUGAGUUUACAGUUCAGGUAUGCAACAAGAGUCCCAAUAGAAUUACAGAUAGAGAAGCACACAAAGCCAGUUUUCAGACGUGAGCAGGCUUCCAAGACUGGUUUUACUUUAACCAGUUUGACUGAGCUCUCUUGUGACUCCAGUCAGUGGGAACUCCAGCACUCAGUUUUUGACACCACUGAUAAAUAUCUGAAGUCCUCAGAAGAAAACUGGCACCAUGUCGUUAUCUAUACUGUGUGUGCUAUGAGUGAAGAAGUAGAGGAGUCUGUCACCUUCAAAAAGACUGACACCAGCUACCUAACUACAGUUACUUUGUUCAAACAUUAUACAGGGUUAAUUGGGGUUGGACAAGGUUCCAACUCCCAAAGUUAUCUUGCUAGUGUCGGUGCUUCAGAUUCUCCAGAGAGACAACACUUCUUCAGUGUUCAGUCUCCAAACAGUUUUCAGCCUCUACUGAUUGACCCAAACAUAGCAUAG
Acomys russatus (golden spiny mouse) is the source of this 5787-nucleotide messenger RNA. RefSeq lists its product as uncharacterized. The record is from RefSeq and is a predicted model, not a curated record. The transcript has 40 exons. Gene Ontology annotation, molecular function: protein binding. Lineage: Eukaryota; Metazoa; Chordata; Mammalia; Rodentia; Muridae.